AUGGUCAAAAAAAGGACGAAUUUACUCACACUAUCGGAUGACCAGAUAGGCACAGUUGCCCAAGCAGGCAUGGAGGUCGCUUGGGGACUUAGCCGUCAUCUGGAUGACCUGAACAGUGACUGUUUUCUUCAGCUAUGCAAUUGGCAUGCUGCUAAAGCAAUCAAGAAGAGGCUAACUCGCGAGGGGUAUCCGCUUUACAUAAGAAAGCCAUUAGCUAAUCUGGUGUGGAAGUGGAUUCAGUCAGAAACCCUCGAGGAUAUAGAGCGGAAUCGUGGUAUUUUGCUUAAUCAAUUACACCAGAAGAAAUAG
This is a messenger RNA of Letharia columbiana, 309 nucleotides long. RefSeq lists its product as uncharacterized. NCBI's taxonomy places the organism in Eukaryota, Fungi, Ascomycota, Lecanoromycetes, Lecanorales, Parmeliaceae. Bases 1 to 309 code for a protein of 102 amino acids. The transcript has a single exon. The record is from RefSeq and is a predicted model, not a curated record.